AUGAACGUUGUCAUUACAAAGAUUGGAAUUUCGAUCACGAAUUCUGACGGUGUUGACUCGAUACAACCUACCAAUGGUGAUUUAACCUCGUGCUAUUAUCGAUUGAUCGAUAAUGAAGAGCCAGAAGCCACCUCGUGGUUGAAAAAGCUUGGUCAAUCCUUGGCUCAAUGGUUGCGUGAGAACGGAGAUUAUACUAUCAAUGAGGAUCAAGAAAAACUGUUAAAUUUUCCCGAGGGGUAUUUUCUAUAUGAAUAUACAAAUAUGAAUCCCGAUGGCACCAAAUCAACAGAUGUUUAUUUGUUCGGUGCCCACAAAUUUCGUUCGCCGGAUGAAUUCGCUCCACAUUUGAAAUGGUUGGUUUCCAAAGAAUCUCAUUCGUGCUCAUGCGUUUACUGUCCGGUACCGUCAAAUUCUAAAACCAGCAAAGCGGAAGAUGAUAAAGCGGUGGAGUUGAUACCUGAGACCAAUGAAAUGAUAGAAAUCAAACCCGAUCCUGACAACAUAAUGGAGAAUAUCCCAGAAACCGAUACGAAACCUGUCAAAGUAGAGAGAAAUUCGUCAACGAUUCCGACAUCCAGCUCUAGGACAUCAAAUUCCAAGCAGCCGGUAUCUACGCUCUCGAGAUCUCGCAUGUUAAAUCAAAUACCAUCAUCCGAACCAUUACAACAUCAGAUUAAUGCUGGUGAGGAUCGUCCGAAGGCGAAAUAUGCCGAAUAUCGUACUGGCGAGAUAGUAUGGGUUAGCCUCGCAAAAACCACCGAGCCCGACCUGAUCGCCAGGGUUAUACAAUCGAAUGAAGAGAAUGGGAUCUCAAUCGAAAAUUGGCCGGGUGUCAUUUACUCUCGGGGAAAAGUUGCCCCUGAAGUUGACAAGGUGAAAUUCACUGUUAAACUUGUGGUCUUAAAUAUCGAUGUCACCCUUCGGCGAACCGGUUUGAUACCUUGGAAAGCUUAUAGUCCUGAAAUCCCCGACUCUUACUUCAGUCGUGUAAUCAUGGCAAAUCAAAUCGAUCAGCCCGACGGUAAAAUUGAUGAAAAUAUUCAAGAUUACAUUAGAGCAGUGCACCGUGCGCACGAGGCCGUUCAAACAUACUCCCCGAUGAAAAGUUUCAAACUUGUUGAAAGUAGCACGCGAAUCAAGGCAGUGCAAGAUCCAACGGAGAAAGAAAGGCUUGCUGACGUGAAAAAUUAUUAUCAUUACGAGGCCUUGAUGUAUGGCGCCGAAAUGAUCAGGCCUGGAGAUUUGGUUCGGCUGGUGCCCGAGAACCAAGAUAAUCCGGAGAAGGAACCUGAAUUUCCAGAGUUUCUUGAGAUCCGGACGAUUUUCAAGCAUCCGGAAAAAGGGAUGCAACUUACCGGAAACAUUUUACAACGUGGUGAACUUCUGAAUAAAACUGGGCCUCUCAAAUUGGAGGACUACAAAUGGUGGAUUUCUCAUGACCUGAACGAAGAAUAUACUAUCGAUUUGGAGGAUAUCGCUGGACGUUUCUAUCUGAUGAUGCCACACCUCACAGUUCGCACAAACGCGCAUACUUUCAAAAAACUGAACGAUCGAAUGGCGAUAAUCGAAUCGGGCACUGAUCUUGAGAAAUCUCAGGUGCCAGUGAAUGUUAUUCCGGCGAAGAGAACCAUGGCCAAAUUGAGUACGCGUAUUGAUAAUCCAAGCGAAUCUCCAUCUUCGGUGAAAAAACAAAAGAAAUAUAUUGUCAAAUUUCAACCAAAGAAACGUAAUACCGACAAGCUUGUGAAGAAAGUUAAGACGGAGACCAAAUCUUAA
Messenger RNA from Acaulospora morrowiae, 1776 nucleotides. Lineage: Eukaryota; Fungi; Glomeromycota; Glomeromycetes; Diversisporales; Acaulosporaceae. The record is from the annotation of a GenBank genome assembly.